CCGGGCGGGCGGGCCUUGCCGGGCGGGCGCGAUGCUGCUGGUGCUGUCGGAGGAGCAGAAGGCGCACCUGGGCCGCUUGCCGCCCGCGGGCGCCGCAGCCGUCGGCGAGCUGGCGCGGCUGGCGGUGGAGCUGCUGCGGCGGGGCGCGGCGCCGCGGGCCUGCGAGGCGGCCGCCAGAAAACUUAACAUUAGUGUCGACACCGUUCAGCACGGGGUGGAGGGACUGACGUAUCUCCUCACCGAGAGCUCCAAGCUGAUGAUUUCAGAGAUUGACUUCCAAGAUUCCAUUAAUGUUCUGGGAUUCUCAGAUGAAUUGAACAAAUUACUGCUCCAGCUCUACCUCGAUAACAGGAAGGAGAUCAGGAGCAUUCUUAGUGAGCUGGCACCAAAGCUUCCUAGCUAUCACAAUCUUGAGUGGAGACUGGAUGUGCAGCUUGCAAGCCGAAGUUUGAGACAACAGAUCAAGCCUGCUGUGACCAUAAAGCUCCACCUUACUGAGAACGAAGAUGAAACUGCCCAGGUGUUGCAAACCGACCCUGCCACCCUCCUCCACCUCAUUCAGCAGCUGGAACAAGCCCUGGGGGAGAUGAAGACAAACCAUUGCAGGAGAAUCGUGCGCAACAUGAAGUAGUGUCGAACAGCCCUUCCUGUAUGUCCAGCAGCUUUUGGUGGUAUGAAGUCAGCAGCCUGCGACUGGCUUCUCAGUACCUUUUGGACAGAUCAUUAAACUCAGGUGAACUUCAUGCCAAGUGUAUGGAACAACUGAAAAUCCAACUCGUUUAAGCAUCACCUAGGUUAUUUUCUUAAAAGCAGAGUUAGCCUCAGCCCUUAGCUAUUUGCUUCUCAACAGAUUUGUAUCCCAGUGUAUUUUUUCCUGGUGUAAACAGCAGAGGGCAGAAUGUUUUGUAUAAUCUAUCGAGGAGAAGUUUCACUAUACAAUUAUUUCCAGUGUUUGUGUUCCCAUGAGAAUUGUUCAUAGCCUCAAGACUUAUCUUAAAAUGUAUCUCGCCUUAUAUUUUCCAAAUUCAGGAUCAGUUUUAAACUGCAGACAGUAAAAUGUCCAGUUUUCAAUCACUGAGAACAUUGUUUCUUGAACCUGCUCAUUAAUUUGCUAAGCUAUUUGGCAUAUAUAAAUAUAUAUAACCCAAUUCUUAAAACUCAGGUUGACAUAAUUUGUUUGGUGGUGUAAAAUGUUUGUGUUCUUUUAAAUACUGAGUAAACUCAAGAAGCAAUUCUUUUCUUCCCUGCCUCCCCCCCCUUUUUUUUUAAUCCCUUUGAAUGAACUCUCUAUGAUCACCGUGGAUUUUGUAAAAUCCAUUAAGUUUCUAAUCCAAAUUUUAAUCAACUCCCCAUCACUGAAGCAUUUAGACUCUCCUACAGGCUUUAUUUUCUUGUACUUUGGCUUGUCCCUGCCACACUUCCUUGCAAGCUUUUAAUAUACUAAAAGCAUUUUCACCUUUUAAUUGGCUAAUUGACUAGAUGGGGAAAACUGUUCUCAUUUAAACAGCUAUGGAGUUAGUUUAUGUGUACACACACAAAUAGAAUCAGUCCCUGAACUUUGGAUUAGGCCUACAAUUCCCAUUGAACAGAAAACCAACCUAACUAAGAUAUUGUCUUAACACUAUAUUUUGAAUUUAAUGUUGAAUGUAUUAGACCUGUUUUAAAUUUCAUGCAGUUUAUGAUAGUGUCCAUGUAGAGGCUCAGGGACAUGAAUGGCAAUUUUGUUUCUGUUCCAGUUUUUGUUCAAGAAUGCCCGUUUCCUAUACUGUGACAUUGUAAUAUUAACAAUAGACAGUGUGUAGGAAAGGAAGUCCAAGGUUAGGAAUAACCUGGCAAAAUUCCAUGAGUAAAGCUCUGCUGUUUCUUGCUUCCCUAAAUAAAGGGAAGGAAGUCUCCUGUCACUGUGCUUGUGGUCAGGGUCAGGUCUAUUGUAGCACAACCUCUUUCUUAAAAUACUCCCACCGAUUUGAUUUUCAAGGUAAGUAUAAAUUAAACUUGUGUCUUGAAAUUUGAAAAUUCUCUCACCCACCAGAUUAUUUGUAGUAAUAGGAAACACCAUUAUUUGAGUUAGAGUUCUGGGUUGUGUUAUGUGGCCUCCCUGGGAGGGGGCAAGCUGACCUCAGUGGAGCAGCAGAAAGGAGCAGCUGCAGGGACACUGCUGACACGCCUUCAGCUGUUGGCAAACGACCCUGCAGCUUCCCCCAGAUCCCUGUUGUGAACUGCUCAAAUGUAAUCUGCCUUCAUACUGAUGUGGGUGAGCAGUGUUUGUCUGUGCCAUUCCACUGGCUUUGCUGCAAGGGGAAUAACCUCUGAGACACACAUGGGUGCCAUUUCUUGGUUAGCACAGCUGUUUCUGAAAUGAAUGUCUGAGCAGUCAUCUACUAUAGAUGUUCACAUAGCUUUCUUGCCAGUAAAAUUACUUCAACUUAUAAAACAACAUGAACUAAGCUGACAGAAGUUAUUUUUGUUUGUUUUUUGGCUAGCAGGCUGUGUCCACAUUGGAGGUUUUGCUGGCUCAGAGAUGUUGGCUGGGGAGUUAUGCUUACAUAGCUAUUUUAGUGAAACUUGGUAAUACACACCAGGUCUUUGUAUUAAAUAAACCACAUCACAGCUGUCUACAUAGGAUGUGCUUUGCAUGCAUUCUGAGGUGCCAGCCAAGGUCCACGAGCUGCUAGCUACCUGAGAAACAAGCAGCCAUGAAAUGCACACAGAUAAAACCCAGAAUCUUCAGCAUUAGCCCCUUUGUUAGAAAACACCAUAUUUUUAUGGAAGUAUAACUUUCCAGAAGAAGUCUCAUGGAAAUUAGAUUAAUAUAGAACUUCUGGCAAGAGCAUAAUGUACAAAAUUGUCCAUCAAACAAUACCCAGUUGCCAAAAGUGCAAAUAAAAAUUACUAGUUCACGUGACAAACUGAUGUUUUUACAGUGUAAAUGUGUGUGUAUGACACACAUGAUAAAUAGGGUAUACUCAAAGUUACAUACUUUUAUAAAUCCUUUAUUUGAACACAAAAAAGUCUGCACUGUCCAAAAACAUUUGAACAGUACAUGAAAUUGAGAGAAAAAAAAGUUCUUGUCCUGUUUUCUAUAGUGUAUGAUCUUGUAAUUAGAAGAAAGAAGUAAUGAUAAAGAGGCCACCUACUCCCCAUUUGUGGUUGGGUUCCUUUAUUGUUUAAUCCAGUCCCAUUGUAAUUGGAAGCCUUCCCUGGAUUUGAACAUAUUGAAUGAUUUUCUAUAAAAGCUGGUGGUCAUAUCCUAUUUUUGUGUCCAAAGAAGGAAGUUACUAUUUGCUAAACAAAGAAUAAUAAUACCAUGAAAAUUCAUUUUUACAGUUUUAAUCACUUUCAGAUUAGUGGAGAGAGAUGCUUUAGCCUACACCAAGUGGCACAACAGCAGCCAAUUAUAUUAUUCAGUAAAAAACACAGCUGAAAUACUAACAUCUUGCUGAAGAAGACAGUUCUAGCUGUAAUACGGCUUAAAUUUAGGACAUAUGUGCCUGUAGUUACAAGGUGCCACACUGUCCUAUGGAAUUGGUCUCGUCAACGUAGAUGAGAUGGCACCAUGAAUGAUGCUCAGAGCUUUCCUUGACAGGCAUGUCAUCUGGAAAGGAAUGCAACAGGCAGAUGGGUGUGCCUUCACUCAAGGAUACAGAGGCCUGGAGGAAGCAAAAAAGCCCUUGUAAAGGCUGUGUGGAAAAUCACUCACGUUCAGAUCAUUAUCUGUGCUAUAACCACAUGCACACACACACAAUCAUCUCCUAUCCAAAGGUUUUACACAAGGAAGUCCCUGAAAAAAAUGAUAUGUAAUAUCUGCAUAACCUUGGAACAGCUGCUGCCAUUAGCACAGCUGCCUGAGCUAGUAAAAAUGUGAGCAAGUUUCCCAGUAAGGAAGCAGCAGAAGAAUGGUACAAAAGAUAGCAUGGAAAAUUCUUAGGGAAGGGAAGUGAAGCAUAAACAAGUCCAGGAGUGCUGGGUUUCCUGAACAGAAAUACAGCAGAUGUGACAAAAAAAGCCAGUCAAGGAGGAGAUCUGCCUAGCCAAUGGAAACAUGAACAGGAAAUACAAGGAAAAAUAAAUGGCAGGGAAUGUUUGUUGAAGCAAGGAAAUUAGGAAAUGCACAAGCAAGACCUGCUCCAUAGAGCGUGCUGAUCCCAGCCCAGAGUUCAUGACAGGCUUAAACUGAGGCUCUCAGAAUCUGCAUGACCAUUAUUAAAUGUUACACUGAUCAAGGGACAAAGGCUGUUCAAGAGCCACGUCCAAGUUCCACACUGGAGAAGCCAAAUGAAGUUCAGACUAGGUCGUGCAUAAGAAAAAAGUAAGUUCAGAAAAAUAUUAAAGACUCUUCUAAUGUAGAUUCUGAUUACUGAGAAGGACGUAUUCUUAUCGAGCAGCAUGGCCUGGAUACUGUCCAAAAUGCACCAAUAAAGCGAAGAAAUGUAUGACUAAAAUAAAGUUGUGUGAUUAUAUCGUCA
Messenger RNA from Apus apus (common swift), 4466 nucleotides. RefSeq names its product COMM domain containing 2 (gene COMMD2). The coding region runs from base 32 to 631 and encodes 199 amino acids. Lineage: Eukaryota; Metazoa; Chordata; Aves; Apodiformes; Apodidae. The transcript is spliced from 6 exons. The record is from RefSeq and is a predicted model, not a curated record.